AAAUCUAAUUUUUACAAGUUUGGCUCGUUACAAUUAACAAACGUUGAAAAAAAAAAAACGUGGAGAUUACACAAAAGUAUUAAUUUUUUGUUGUUGUAAGAGUGGAAGCAUUUGAAGAUGGCGUGUUGUAAGGAGAAGGAUCUGUAUGCGGGUGGCGGCGACUGCAUCAAUGAUACCAUUGAACUUCAUCCGAAGUCAGCAUGUCCAGCACCAUUGAUUUGUGCCCCUCCACCUGAGAUGGGGCCAAUAAGGCGACGCAAAUAUGAGCCUUCUCCCGUGGGUAUAGUGCCACCCACCGACGAGGAGCAGCGUGAGAUACAGGAGUACGUGAAAAAGGUAACUGGGGAGCCGGCGCAGGAGCACCAUCAAAUGGUGACCGACCUGCAGGCUGACGUCGAUAAUCAGCAACAACAGCUGCUCGACAUACAGCAGGAACAGGCCCAAAGACCGCUCAAAACAGAGGAGCUGCAAUUUGCACGCUCGAUUGAUCCCGAUGCGGAUAACCUGCAGAAUCCACCAUGUUAUCUGCCCCAGCCUGGCGACGAUUUGCCUCACAAGGAUUCAAUGACACCCAUGGGACCAAUUGGACCAUGGGCCACGGGCAGAGUAGACUGGAGUCCGAUGGCUGGUCUAACGGGCACUCGUCCCGUUGUCGAUAGAUACUCGAUAACACGCUACAGCUCGAAUGAAUGGCGUGCCAAAAAUGAACAGACGGUGCAAUAUGUCAACUCUGUGCUAGAUAAGGCCGAUAAAAAUCGCUUCAGCUCAACGACGGAAUAUCAGCGACUCACAGCGAUGGUGAACAAGACGCAGAACGAGACAACGGACAAGUUGAGGCAGCGUUCGCAGGUGAUCUGCAAGUGGAAGAGCACGUUGGAGACUGCGAUUAGGACGAUGACGGAUGAGGUUUUUAUGAUAGACGAGGAGCGCAAUAGAUUGCGCAGAACACUCGUAGUGCUCGGUGUGCCCGAGUCAAUAGUGAAAGAGUGCAUUGAGAAGCGUUGCGGUCGUCCGGACUCGGAGCUUGUGCGCGAUCAUACCGAGGAGGAGCUGGUGAAUGAGCUGGCGCUGAUAGCCGAAAUUAAGAGGGUUUUGAAGAAGACAUUGGACGACUUUAAUGCGCAGCAAAUGGAGAAUCGUGCGGCCAAGCAGCGGCUGGAGUUCGACUGGAGCGACAAGCAGGAGGCAUACGAUAUAGACACCGUAAAUUUGGGCUUAAGCAAUACAUCGCGAAUGAUCAUGUUCCAUGUGGGCGCAAUGCGACAGCCGCCGGAGCAGUCUUCGGAAAAGUACUGGGAACACUUCAGUCUCGAGACGCUGGACGAGUGUGAGAAGUGCCGCCAGAGAUCUGCGGCGCUGCGCAGCACCCUAAAUGCCAUACUCCUUAACGGAGCCAGGGACUUGCGCACCCAGGCAGAUAUUGUUGAAAAAUCCUUCAUGUCGCGCAUCAAUUGCACGCAGGAGGCCGUCAAGCGCUACGAGAACGAUCUGCAUCGGGUCCUGCAGGAUCUCGCUGACACCGAGACGCGUAUCGAACAGAUUCAAGGACGCAUUCGCAGCUUCGAUGCUGCCAUGAAGGUCGCCCAGACGCGUAUGUACAAUCGCAGCUUUCGCCCCAAUGUCGAGAGUUGCCGCGACGUUGCCCAGCAGCGUCUCAUCGACGAGGUGCACACCAUCCAGAGCAGCGUGACGGCCAUGCUGCAGGAGCUCAAAUCAGCGGAGGAGACCAAGGAUGCACUUGUUGGCGUUCGCGGUGCCCUGGAGCGAGAGAUCAUGCUCAAGCGACGCACUCUGUUUGUGGACAGGGAACGCUGCAUGUUACUCCGCUCGCAUUAUCCUUCAACCGAUGCGCUGUCCGGUGCGGGUGAAUUUUAAGUAUAUUUACACAUUGGUAUUUAUUUAGAUUAUUCAAAAUCGAAUGUGUAAAAUUUCAAGUCUUAAACUACAAUAUUGAUUACAUAUAUAUAUUGAUAACAAUAAAUAAUGAGUACGACGAAUUUUG
Drosophila grimshawi is the source of this 2002-nucleotide messenger RNA. Its product is annotated as tektin-4. Gene Ontology annotation, biological process: cilium assembly; cilium movement involved in cell motility. The transcript is spliced from 3 exons. The coding region runs from base 118 to 1875 and encodes 585 amino acids. Gene Ontology annotation, cellular component: microtubule cytoskeleton; nucleus. NCBI's taxonomy places the organism in Eukaryota, Metazoa, Arthropoda, Insecta, Diptera, Drosophilidae. The record is from RefSeq and is a predicted model, not a curated record.